AUGGAGGCAAGCAUAGAGCGUAUCAUGAGUUUGGGUCCUCCGGGACCAUUUUGGAACAAGUUCGUCGGUAUGCUAGCGACGAACGAAUGGAUAACAUCAACCAAAAUUCUCGCAAAUCUGCAUUCGGCGUUAUAUGUGGCAGCUGGUUACCACAUGGUGUUCCUGAUGAGUAAGUGGGUGCUUUUCCCCCCACUAGUUCGCUGGAGGCUCGCACACAGCAAGGACCACUCGCGCCGUGGACGCCAGGGCCUCGUUAAUCAAUCCGCGCUGCACUUCGUCAGCAUGAUCCAGAGUUUUGUAAUCUUGUAUUUGAGUCUCGCUUACCUGCAGACGCAUGGCCCCACCACCACGCACCCGAGUGCGCUGCGCCGGGUGUUCGACCACGAUGUGGAGUCAGAAGUCAUCUGCGUGUUCGCGAUAGGCUAUUUUGUGUGGGACGCUGUCAUCUCGGUGUUCUACUCAUCCUUGCCAUUCAUUAUGCACGGAUUGAUCUCGACAGUUAUGUUCUCGAUCGGGCUGAAGCCGUACAUCCAAUUCUACGCCCCCGCGUUUUUGAUGUUCGAGCUUUCCAACCCGUUCCUAAACUUCCGCUGGUUUGGCAUCAAAUUCUUCCCGCAGGUCUCUGAGACCAAUAAGACCUUUACCGCUCGCGCUCUGAACUGCGUGCAGCUGCUCAACAACGUGGUGCUGAUCCUGGUGUUUUUCGGAGCCCGGAUUGUGUGGGGGUGGUACCAAAUCUUCAUGCUGUGCUCGGAUUUCUGGCAAGUCCGCCACGACCCCAGGUUCCUGCUGCUCGAGACCGCGACCAUCGUCUCCGGUAACCUUGUCCUCGACGUUUUGAACUUGGUGUGGUUUCUAAAGAUGCUGAGCGUGGCGAAGCGUAUCAUAUCCAAGCGCGGCCGUGUCCAAGACAAACCAGCCACCGAGGCUCACUGA
Molecule: messenger RNA, 936 nt
Organism: Lachancea dasiensis
Lineage: Eukaryota; Fungi; Ascomycota; Saccharomycetes; Saccharomycetales; Saccharomycetaceae
Source: the annotation of a GenBank genome assembly